AAAAUGGGCCUAUUGUUCUUUCCCCUGAGAAAUUCACUCGAAUGCUCAUGUGUUCUUUCAGAACUACGCGGUUCAAAUAUCGUUAGAAUUAGGAAAUUCUUGGUAUACGGAAAAAAAAUAACCGGGUCUUUUUUGUUUCAGGUCUUCGCUGUCCUCGCCUGCUUGAUCGCAGCCGCCGCCGCCGGCGCCCCUUACGCCUCCUACCUGGGCCCCUCCACCCUCGUGAGGGCACCCCAGUUCGACAGCGCCGUCGUGAGCCACGAGCGCCUGGGCGGCAACUUCGCCUACAAGAGCGUCGAGGCCCCCGCCUACGCCCAGGUCGCCCCCGUC
Molecule: messenger RNA, 330 nt
Organism: Bemisia tabaci
Lineage: Eukaryota; Metazoa; Arthropoda; Insecta; Hemiptera; Aleyrodidae
Source: RefSeq, a predicted model, not a curated record